CCCGAAUCGCAUUACACCUUUUGGUGUUGGCUGUACUUUGUAUGAAUAACCCAGAGUCACUGUAUCACGAAACAGCAUGUGGAUGCCAUUAGCCAUGACCCGCGGAAAGCAACGGCUGCUAUUGAUAUACUGUUGUUUCUUUUGGCAGUUACUCAUUUAUGGGUAUGUACGCAUAAGUCAAAACACUCCUUGUAAUAUCCAGUAUCCUGAUCUUGUCCGUUCCAGAGCACUCCGCAUGCAACGCCAUCAUGAAAGGAACAAAUACGAAGGAACAGAAGAAAAUCAUAGGGCAUCACGAAAAAUAAAGUAGAGAUACUGGGGGAAGCCGAGUGCAGGCAUGGCCAGUGGAUAGUCGGGCGAGGCUUAAAGACCGUGCACC
Molecule: messenger RNA, 379 nt
Organism: Aspergillus ibericus CBS 121593
Lineage: Eukaryota; Fungi; Ascomycota; Eurotiomycetes; Eurotiales; Aspergillaceae
Exons: 1
Coding region: 77-310 (77 amino acids)
Source: RefSeq, a predicted model, not a curated record